Molecule: messenger RNA, 1431 nt
Organism: Symbiodinium necroappetens
Lineage: Eukaryota; Dinophyceae; Suessiales; Symbiodiniaceae
Source: the annotation of a GenBank genome assembly
AUGGCACAGCAAAUCCGUGAACGUAGUCGGUCUCCACUCCGGCGUGGCAAGUGCUGGUGGGUAUAUGUGCAGGGUGUUUCCGGUGCUAUGCUGAUCUAUGAGAGCGAGUUGGGAGGCAACAAAAAUGUGGACGAUUGCUUGCUCGCUGCAGCGGAAAGGGCAAAGCUUCCUUUAUCAUAUGGAAACCUGAAUAUGCACGAAACAUCAGAGGCGGCUACUCCUCUAAAGCGGGCAACACCAAUGAGUCGUGUGGCUUCUGGACAAAGUGAGGAGAGGCCGCUCAUCAUCAGCUACGAUUCUUCAGCCAUUCCAGCAGAGGAGAAGCUGCUGAAAGUGACUGGAGAAUACUGGUCUACAUGGAAAGACGUGCAAGUGGGUUCGAUGAUAGCAUUCCGCAUACCGGAGCGGUGGCGCGGGGAGUUUCCUGCGAUCCCGCGCGCAGACGCCGUGCAAUUUUUUUCCAAAUGGACUGGCGAAGGCUCAUCAGCAGGUCCCAGCAGUUCUCGUCACCGCGUGCAAGACAGAUGCAACGUUCUUGGUGGCAAAGGUGGUCAAAUCGCACACAUCCUGCCACACAGUUUAAGUUGCGCAGAAGUCUGGCAGCCUGCUCUCACCACACUUUUUCCGGAUGAUCCAAAGAGGAACAGUGGAGUCCCUUUCACCAAGCUGGUGCAAGGUUCCACGGUCAGAAAUCUGGAACGAUAUUGUUUGAGGCAUGUCAAGUGGAACAAGAUGUGCUUCUUGAACGAGGCUGAACUGUUUGACAACCAGAGAGCCAUAGGACUCAUCCCAUGCAUGGACAUGGAGAGUAUGCUUGGAUGGCGUGGUCAGGCUUAUGAUGCAAUCCUCGUAGCAAAUGAGGCGGACAGCUAUCACAAGGUGCAAAUUGCAGCGGAGCAGAAGCGUGCGACUGAGCAGCAGGUGGCGGAUGCUUUAAAGGGGCUUUGCCGACUCCUGCGCCAUUUGGCCUCGAAGAGCGUGUCAGACCAGGUCAGUCGCGCAGCGACAUGUGUUCACGCCAAAUCCGACUCGAUUGCCAUGUGUCUGGCUUUCCACAGAUCGGUCACUUCUCACGCUGCAAAAGGCGAGGUUGUUGUGCCGAAAUCCACAGGUGGUUUGAAGUUUCCUCGGGUGAGGUUUCAACAAACUGUUUGGGAAUGGGCAACUGAAUGCAAUUUUACUGUGGUCCCUCAUCAUGCGCCGCAUCCAUUGUUUCUAAUGCUUCGUGCUUGCAACUUUCAUGUCCACCACUUAUCUGGAAGAAAGCAUCUGGUCCUUCCAGCAUGUCCUCCACCAAGCAGCGGAACUUCGGACUCCGAAGACGUUGGUGCAAUCCCCAGAUUGAAUGAACUGCGACACUGGUGGGCGAAGCAUUCCACGUCCGCAGGAGCAGCUGACAUUGAAGACCUGCGCAGGCUUUUUGCAAAGUGA